Molecule: messenger RNA, 3117 nt
Organism: Ciona intestinalis (vase tunicate)
Lineage: Eukaryota; Metazoa; Chordata; Ascidiacea; Phlebobranchia; Cionidae
Product: integrator complex subunit 6
Biological process (GO): snRNA 3'-end processing
Cellular component (GO): integrator complex
Source: RefSeq, a predicted model, not a curated record
CGUAUUUUUACCAAUAUAAUGUGAAGUAGCUGCUUUCUGUAGGCAUUCGAAUUAGGUAUUUAGAUGUUGCUCUGAUAAGUUUUAGUUAAAAUUGCUAUUUAAUAAACAGCCAAUAUGCAAACGGUUGUUUUUGUAAUUGAUAACUCGGCGUCUAUGAACCAGACAUGUUAUCUUGGGAAAAGCCUUUUGGACGUCGCUAAAGGGGCCGUUGAGACGUUUAUUAAGCAACGAGCCAACCGUGGGGAUAAAUACAUGUUAGUAACAUUUGAUGAGGCGCCCAAUGGUAUUCGUGCCGGCUGGAGAGAAUGCCAGAACCACGGUAUGGUGUUAAACAGGCUGAAAAACCUCACUGCUGACGGUUUAACAACACUUGGGUAUUCUUUGCGUCUUUCGUUUGACCUGCUCGGCGUUAACCGCCAUUUAACCAACAUAGACACUUACGGGAUGGGUAGAAGUCCAUUUUAUCUUGACCCAUCCAUGAUCAUAGCUAUCACUGAUGGAGCCAAGUUAAGCAGCUCCUCAGCUGUGUAUGAUGAGCUGCAUCUUCCUAUGACGAACCCCUUACCUGGUAGCGAACUCACCAAAGAGCCUUUCAGGUGGGACCAGAGGUUGUUUUCUCUGGUUCUCAGACUCCCAGCUAACCCAACACAAGAGCCCGAACAACUUGGGAGCGUUCCAAGUGAUUCGUCACCGAUUAGUUUGAUGUGUGAAGUGACCGGAGGUCGGUCCUACUGCAUUAAAACUCAGAAAACAUUAAUGCAAUGUCUUGACUCUCUGGUGCAAAAAAGCCAGAGUGGUGUUGUGAUCCACUUUGAAAGAUUCGAUACUGAUACCGCGGACAAACGUAACGGGAAACCAGAAGCAACAAACGGAAUAAAUAAUGAAACCCCAUCGUGGCAUUCGCUCCACAGAAUGAUCUACGUACGUCCCAGCCCUAAGAGUGGUCUACCAGUUGGUCACUGGCCACUACCUGAAGCUUAUUGUCCUGACCAAAAAGCACCCACUUUACCCCCAAGGACGGCUCACCCAAUUUUGCGAUUUAUUUGCCAAAAUGUUGAGCCAAUACUUCUAACAAAUUUCCCGUAUGAUAAAUAUGAGCUUGAGCCCUCUCCUCUUACUCAAGUUCUCCUGGAGAAAAAGAACCCAAACACUUGUUGGAAAGUGUUUGUUGAUAAUAGUGGCAAGCAAAGUGGUGUACGUCACCCUUGUGGUUACCUCAAAUGUAGCAGCAAUUUACAAGCUGUCAAUUUAUUUGUGAUGCCGUACAAUUACCCAGUUAUUCUUCCCCUUAUUGAUCAACUUAUCAAACAGAAGAUGAAACCUUCGAAUGACUGGAGACGCCAGUUUGAUGAUUAUUUGAAAAUGGUUCCACCAUAUUACAUGAAUUCGCUACGCAAGGCGUUAAAACAAGUUGCUGCCCCAAAUAACUUGAUAUCAGACUCAUACGGACCUGGUCUCAGUUACCCUGUGACUGUUUACUUCAAAAAAUUAAAAGAACAAACCAAAGUUGCCGCUGAUAGAUUCUUUGCACCUCUUGCCAAUGAUGUUUCUAACAGAGGAGUCAGCAUCACUCCUCGAUCUGGUGCGCUAUCCGUCACCCAGCAACCAAAUUUCCAUAGAUUACUGGCCUCAGUUUCAGGAGAGGGCACGCCUUUCGCCCAAGUUGAGUUGAUGCAAUUUCCCGAGUUUCGGAUCAGCCAGAAGCCGUCCGGGCACCGACCUCACCCUAGGAAGUUCCAUAACCCGUUCGAUAUUCCUCGGAAUCAGUUAUUGACGCAACUUCGAGAAAUGAGAGUCAAUUUUAAUCACGUUGUGCGUUCUUCUAUCGCAGAAGCUGUCGGCUCCACUGGCCAAAUUGCUCAAAAUAAGAUGCGUGUUCGUUUACAAGACCGUGUUGAAAUACACAACCAACCAAUGUCACAGAUGGGAAACUAUCAGGACUAUAUUAAAGGGCUUCCAGCUCCUUUAAGAGAAGCAAACCCAGAUACCCCUAAACGUCUUCACACUUUUGGCAACCCUUUUAAACUGGCAAAGGAAAAAGGCAUGAUGAUUGACGAGACGGAAGAUUAUGAUGGACCUUCUGCAUCCGCAAGCCCGAAGAGGAAGUCCGGGCAAGAGCAAGGGGGUCCUCCACACAAAAGGAAGAGAUUAGGAUCAUUCUCCAAGAAGUUCAACUUCAAAUCCCCAGCUCAUGAUGCUCAGAAGGACCAGAAUGUAAUUCCGAAGAUUGAAGGGAACAAGUUGGGUCCAUCAAAUAAGCAGCAGAAUGAAGGUGAAGAAAUAAAGAAGAACUUACAAGAUGGAGUUGAAAUUCAAGACUCUGGUGUUGAGUCUUCAUCUGACUCUUUAACAGUUGAUGAUGUAAAGUCGGAAGAAAUGGACAAACCGGUCAAUACUGGCCAUGUAAAGAAGCACAAGAGUGUAAAAACUGAUAAAAAGAAACUGACAUCGCCGCUAUUGAAUUCAAACAACACUGUAAAAGCUGAGGUCAUAAAAUUAAUCCGAAAACCAGGUUUACAUACAGUUAAAGUGGUUGAGCUGCUGAAGGACAUUGUUGGUACAUCUGAUGUUAAGAACAUUCUGCUUGAAAGUUUAAUUACAGAGGCUGGAAGGUUUAAACGUCAUAAACUGAUCCAUGUCAUGAAAGCAGCACAAAAAUCACUACAAGAUGAUAAUGCGUAAUUAAAAAAAAAUCAAUUUUUCAUAACUUGUUUCAAAAUCUGCAUAUUGAUUUUGUAUUUCUAUAAAACUGUCAUAUUUGUUUUGUUCCUUUUUCACUUUCUUGUGUUGUGUUUGUGUAUGUGUAUGUCCCUAAUUGUGCAUUUCUCAUUUUAAACUUAAAAUCCUUUCAUUUCUCAUCAUCAGUUUCAAAUAUUAUACUUACAACUUUGGAUAAUUACGUUUUUGUGCAUUAAAUUUAUUUAUAUAUAUAUAAAUAACAUUAAAACAAAAAUAAGAAUUGUGAAAUAAAUAUGUCAUGUUUUUAGCAAUUUUCAUGAAAAAGAUAAAUUUCAUUUAACUCAACUUAAAAAAAUAACCCAAGGGGAUUAGUUGGUAAAUGGUUCAGCUACAUCAUCUCAUUUGAUUUUUAAUAACACUGCUAUUUUUUCCAUCCUA